AUGUCAAUGUUAAAUCAAUCGUUGGCUGAGGAAGAGGAAGGUGAGUUCAUUUCACCUUUUGCCUCUACUAGCUCUGCUGUACAUACCUCUUCACUCUCUUAUCCAACUAGCAGUGCAGACGAUGUAAAUACAUCCACCAACAACAACAGUAGUAGUAGUAGUAGCAAUAAUAAUAGUAGUGCAACAACAACCACUGCAACCAAUAAUAAUAUUUUACAAUCAAGUACGGAUGAACAACCACCUGCACAACAACAACCAAAACCAAAGAAGAAAGUACAGAAGCCAGCUGCCGAAGGCACGACAACCACCACAACAACUACAACAUCUUCAGCCGAUCCAGCUGCAUCACCACCUGCCAUCAAGAGACCGGAAUGGGUACCAGAUAACUCAUCAACAAAAUGUGAAAUGUGUUCAAGUGAAUUCACAUUAUUUAAUAGAAGACAUCAUUGUAGAAGAUGUGGACAUUUAUUCUGUGGAGAGUGUUGUUCAUUGAAUGUUUCAUUACCACCAGAAUUUGGAUACACUACACGUGUUAAGGUUUGCUCUAAAUGCUUUGCCACUACACUCAAUGAUCGUGCCAGAGAGGAGUCAACUAUUACCAUCAACAUUGGUGGUGUUAGCAAAGAGACAAAGGCUGUAUCCGGUUUGAAUAAAGUAUUGCUCUGGAAGAUGGGUGCUCAUGAAGAUGGUGAUUUCGACAGAUCCGUAGUAGAUGUAUUUGAAACUCCAUCAACUGCUAUUCCAGUUUCAAGAGUUCAAGAUUUAAUGUUGGAAGCAGGUGAUCUUGAUGUUCAAGGAUGCACAGGUUUCAGAGUUAGAAUCUACAAUCCAUCAAUGGAACCAGGACAAAGAAAGACAAACUUCCCUAUUUUAAUGUGGUUCCACACUGGAGGAUUUUGCACAAAAUCAAUUGAAACACCAUCUGUUGAUGGACUCUGUAGACUACUUUCCAACCAAGCUGGAUGUGUAAUUAUUUCAGUAGAUUAUAGAUUGGCACCAGAGAAUCAAUUCCCAGCAGCAGCUUUGGAUUGUUAUGCAGCAACUUGUUGGGCAGUCAAAAAGUCAUCGUCAUUCGAUGGUGAUCCCACUCGUAUUGCAGUGGCCGGUGACAGUGUUGGUGGAAAUUUAGCAGCAGCAGUCACCUUGAUGGCACGUGAUAAACAAGCACCAAAACUAUGUGGUCAAGUACUGAUCUAUCCAAUUUUAGACUUGAAGCGUAACGAAGGAAAUUACUACUCUAGAGUCAUCCACAAAGAAGGAUAUUUGAUGCCAAUGAGUUAUUUCCAUUGGUUCAGUGCCAAGUACUGUCACAACGACGAUAUAGAUAAUAUUUAUGCCAGUCCAAUACGUGCUGCCUCAAGCUCAAAGAUUGGACUAGCCGACCUACCACCAGCCCACGUCAUCACCGCUGGACACGAUCCAUUCUGUGAUGAGGGUGAGCUAUAUGUAAAGAAAUUGAAAACUGCAGGUGUACAGGUCAACCAUACUCGUUACACAAACUCACCACACGGAUUCUUUGCUAUGGGUCUCGAUGAAUCAAAUGAGGCUGUCAUGGAAGUUUCAAUAGCUUUGAAAUAUAUGUUCCAAAGAAGAAGAUCCAAUUAA
Messenger RNA from Heterostelium album PN500, 1605 nucleotides. Its product is annotated as Esterase. The record is from RefSeq and is a predicted model, not a curated record. The transcript is spliced from 5 exons. Gene Ontology annotation, molecular function: metal ion binding; hydrolase activity. NCBI's taxonomy places the organism in Eukaryota, Evosea, Eumycetozoa, Acytosteliales, Acytosteliaceae. The coding region runs from base 1 to 1605 and encodes 534 amino acids.